Messenger RNA from Quercus lobata, 954 nucleotides. RefSeq lists its product as uncharacterized. The record is from RefSeq and is a predicted model, not a curated record. The transcript has 2 exons. NCBI's taxonomy places the organism in Eukaryota, Viridiplantae, Streptophyta, Magnoliopsida, Fagales, Fagaceae. Bases 137 to 763 code for a protein of 208 amino acids.
ACAAGCACGUGGGGUCAACUUCAGUGUUGAGGAAGAUAAGCUGCUUGUAGCAGCAUGGCUCAAUACCAGUGUUGAUCCUGUGUAUGGUAAUGAGCAACAUAAAACAACAUUUUAUGGUAAAGUUGCCAAAUACUUUAUGGACCAAAAGACUGAUUCUACACGUAGUGUUGCAUCCCUAACAACCCGAUGGGGAACAAUUAAUAGGGAAACAGUUAAAUUUGUUGGGUCCUUAGCUAAAAUUGAAGCAAAGAAUGAAAGUGGAACCACGGCUCAUGACAAGAUUGAGAAAGCAAAGGAAUUGUUUAAAGAAAUUCACGGUUCCGUUUUUCAAUUUGAACAUUGUUGGCUAAUCUUGAAAGAUUAUCCAAAGUGGGCAUCUACUAUGCCUAGGGGAGAUUCAAGAAAAGAAAUGCCUCAAACUCCAGAUUUAAUAGAUCAAGGAGUGGGGGCUGAUGGCAUUAUGGAUUUCGAGAGGCCAAUAGGUAGAAAAGCUGAAAAGGCUAAUCGAAAAAGAAAAGAUGAUGGGCAAGAUAUUGCAACGCAAUAUUUGAAAAAGAAAAUGAAAGUUCUUGAAGAAGGUUGUGUAGCCGAAAAAGAGAGAAUACGUAUCAAAGCGGAAAAGGUUCGCUUGCAAGAGUUGAAAGAGAAUGAAAGAAUUAUGAUGCUAGACACAAGUGGCAUGAAUGAAGACCAAAAAGCUUUUUAUGAUGGACUCAAAAAGGAAAUCCUUGCAAAACAAAGAUCAAGUCAUUCGUUGGGUUGAUGAUGUUGGUGAUAUCUUGUUCCAACCUUAUUUUGGUAGUAACUAAUUCUAGGCCGUGAUAUGUAUUUUGUGGCAUUUUUUGGUUGUAGCUGACUUUAGGCCUUGAUAUGUAUUUUGUGAUCUUACCAAAAGGUCUUGACUCUUUUAUUAUGUAAUUUUGUUGUAAAUUCUAGUAGGCCACUGCCAUGUAA